Messenger RNA from Lachancea nothofagi CBS 11611, 258 nucleotides. NCBI's taxonomy places the organism in Eukaryota, Fungi, Ascomycota, Saccharomycetes, Saccharomycetales, Saccharomycetaceae. The record is from the annotation of a GenBank genome assembly.
AUGUUAAAGCAGAACCGGCAAAGCACACCGUUUCUCAAUGAUUCUAGUCUUCAGCCCGAGCAUUUCUAUCAUCAGUGGACUCAGUUGUGCAGCAUCCAUUCCGGCUAAACAAUGACUCCUUUAACAAUCUACAACUACUCUUGAAGACCAUCCGGAAUCAGAAGGGCUUUCGAAGAUAAAUUCGGAUUCGAAUGAGAGUUUUCUAUAUAUCCUUUUGCUAGCGGAAGCACACAGCAGAUCGAUAUUAGCGAUCAGGAA